Molecule: messenger RNA, 3702 nt
Organism: Megalops cyprinoides (Indo-Pacific tarpon)
Lineage: Eukaryota; Metazoa; Chordata; Actinopteri; Elopiformes; Megalopidae
Product: MAM domain-containing glycosylphosphatidylinositol anchor protein 2-like
Exons: 17
Coding region: 638-3529 (963 amino acids)
Biological process (GO): synapse organization; homophilic cell-cell adhesion
Cellular component (GO): axon; plasma membrane; neuronal cell body
Molecular function (GO): protein binding; axon guidance receptor activity
Source: RefSeq, a predicted model, not a curated record
UGUAAGUCGUGAUGUGAUUGUGAGCGGAUCGCAUCUCUAAGCAGCAGCAGCGGCAGCGGCAACAGCGUGGCGCUCCCUCGCGCUUCUCGUUCGCCCGGUAGCUGUGAUAUACAGAAAUAACCCAAGAACAGGCAACCUGUUUGUCAAUGCAUCGGGUCCCAAUUAAGACGGGCUACUGGUCGGAGGAUUAAUGUGCUUUUUUGUCUAGCCGUUGCAUCCUAGGGCUGGUGAAGACAUGUCGGUGGAUAUUGCAGGACUGCGAUCAAGCGUGCUGGUUUAAUUAUUCUGCGGGAGCUACUUUUAACGUACCCGAACAGAAGCUAUCCUGUGUUUUUGGUUUCCGUCUGUAUUGCAGCCAAACCUGCCUAAAUCAGUUCGUUAGUCUAAGCCGUUGCAUCCUGGUUGUUUUUUUAUACAACGAACCGGAAUGAAUACCGAUUCUGGAUCGUAAUCUGUCGCAGUUUGCCUUUUUUAAAAGAAUCUAUUUUUGUAUUUGCCACACCACCUUCAGAACCGUCACCAAUAAGCGCGGACGCGGUGUGGUUUGUCGCUGGAUCUGAGUUCUGUCUGACCACCACUCUUGCCUCGGGGACGGACUUGCCGCUAUCGAGCUGGAUAUGGUGACAUUAACGUAAAGAUGGAUUUAGUUUUCGGUGUCUCGUGGCUUCUUACGGUGUUUCUGGAGGGCAUUCAUUGCCAAGGAGUAUAUGCUCCCCCUUCUGUCCGGAUUGUGCACUCGGGCCAUGCGUGCAAUGUCGAGGAAGAGAGGUACACUGAGAGGGUCUACACCAUCAGGGAGGGGGAGACGCUGGAGCUCACAUGUCUGGUCACUGGCCACCCGCACCCCCAGAUCCGCUGGACCAAGACGGCGGGCAGCGCCUCGGACCGCUUCCAGGACUCCACUGUGUUCAAUGAGACGCUGCGUAUCCCCAACAUCCAGCGCCACCAGGGGGGCCGCUACUACUGCAAGGCAGAGAAUGGCCUGGGCUCACCCGCCAUCAAAUCCAUUCGGGUCGACGUGUACUACUUGGACGACCCUGUGGUGACCGUGCACCAGAGUAUCGGCGAGGCCAAGGAGCAGUUCUACUACGAGCGGACCGUGUUCCUGCGGUGCAUGGCCAACUCCAACCCUCCAGUCCGCUACAGCUGGCGGCGCGGGCACGAGGUCCUCUCCCAGGGCUCCGACAAGGGUGUGGAGAUCUAUGAGCCCUUCUUCACACAGGGGGAGACUAAAAUCCUGAAGCUGAAGAACCUCCGGCCCCAGGAUUACGCCAACUACAGCUGCAUCGCCUCGGUGCGGAGCGUGUGUGGCAUCGAGGACAAGAAUGUCCACUUCAGGCUCACCAACAAGACAGCGUCGCCUACCAUCAAGCUGCUGGUGGAGGACCCCAUAGUGGUGAACCCGGGCCAGACGGUGACGCUGGUGUGCAUAACGUCUGGCGGCGAGCCCCCGCCCACCCUCACCUGGGUCUCCAGCAAUGAGACGCUGCCGGAGAAGAGCGUCCUCAAUGGCGGCACCCUCACCCUGCCUGCCGUCACCGCGGAGGAUGCCGGCGUCUAUAGCUGCUUGGCCAACAACAACGUGGGCAACCCUGCCAAGAAGUCCACCACCAUCAUUGUCAGAGCGCUGAAAAAGGGCCGUUUCUGGAUCACCCCGGACCCAUACCACAACGAUGACAACAUCCAGAUUGGGCGGGAGGUCAAGAUCUCGUGCCAGGUGGAGGCCACGCCCCCCGAGGAGCUGGUGUUCAGCUGGCUGAAGAACGGCCGCCCACUGCGCAGCUCCGAGCGGAUGGUCAUCACCCAGACCGACCCAGACGUGUCCGCCGGCACCACCAACCUUGACAUCAUUGACCUUAAGUUCACCGACUUUGGCACAUACACCUGCAUCGCGGCCUUGAAGGGCGGGGGCAUCCCGGAGAUCAGCAUCGACGUCAACAUCUCCUCCACCACUGUCCCUCCUCUGUUUUUCUCCUUCUUAGUUCCCCCGAACCUGACAGUCCCCCGAGGCAAGUCCCCCCUGGUGGCCCAGGAGGGCGACACGGUGGAGCUUCAGUGCCUUGUUUCAGGGAAGCCCAAGCCCAUCAUCCUGUGGUCUCGCGCCGACAAGGAGGCACCCAUGCCAGAUGGCAGCAUGCAGACGGAGAGCUACGACGGCAUCCUGCGCAUUGUCAACGUCUCGCGGGAGAUGACCGGCUCCUACCGCUGCCAGACCAGCCAGUACAACGGCUUCAACGUCAAGCCGCGUGAGGCCAUUGUGGAGCUGAUCGUGCAGUAUCCCCCCACAGUGGAGCCGGUGUUCACCGAAAUCCGCCAGGGCCUGGCGCGCACCUUCACCAUGAACUGCAGAGUGCUGCGGGCCCACCCGUCCCGUGUGCUGAGGUAUGAGUGGAGGCUGGGUUCCCGGCUGCUACGGACGGGGCAGUUUGACCUACAGGACGAGACCGAGUACGUGAUCAGGAGCCUGAACCGCGAUGGCUACGGGGAGUACACCUGUGACAUCAUCAACGAGGCUGGGGUGGGACGCUGCAGCUUCCUGGUCACAGGGAAGGCCUACACUCCUGAGUUCUACUACGACACAUACAGCCCCCUCUGGCAGAACCGGCCCCGUUUCUAUGGCUACAAGCUGCAGUGGACCCAGAUGAACCCAGGCGCGGUGGAUCGCAUCGUGGCCUACCGCCUGGGCAUCCGGCAGACGGGGCAGCAGAGGUGGUGGGAGCAGGAGAUUCCUGUUGAGGGACUGAUCCAGCCAGGGGAGCUGAUCACCUACAACCUGACCGAACUGAUCAAGCCUGAGGCCUACGAGGUGCGCCUCACCCCCAUCACCCGGUUCGGGGAGGGCGACUCUACCGUCAGGAUGAUCAAGUACAGCACUCCUGUCAACCCACAUCUAAGGGAGUUCCACUGCAGCUUUGAGGAGGAGCCUAUCUGCAUGUUCACCCAGGAGAAGAGUGACGACUUCGACUGGACCCGGCACAGCGCCGCCACCAGGGACACCAAGUACACACCCAACACUGGGCCCAGCAGCGACCGCAGUGGGUCUAAGCAGGGGUUCUACAUGUACAUCGAGACGUCGAGACCCCGUCUGGAGGGCGACCAGGCACGACUGCUGAGCCCCACUUUCAACGUGGCCCCAAAAAGCCCGUACGGGACAACCGGCCCCGCCUACUGCUUCAGUUUCUACUACCACAUGUAUGGCAAGCACAUCGGGACGCUGAACACAUUUCUGAGGCAGAAGGGUCAGACCACACCCGAGAGCCCAGUGUGGUCCCUCAGCGGUAACCAAGGAGAGCGCUGGCGGCAGGCCAAAGUCAGCAUCCACCCCACAUCCUCCUUUCAGAUGGUGUUUGAAGGUAUUCGUGGACCGGGGAUUGAGGGGGACAUCGCUAUCGAUGAUGUCACCCUUGAGGAGGGGGAAUGUCGAGACCCUCCACCAAACAAUCUGAGGUCCUUGGCUCCUCCCCCAGAAUCCCAUAUAUGGCGGCUAUGCGUCACCCUGCCUCUGGCCCUUUUCAGCCGGCGAAGGUGACCUCACUCCUCAGCAGAGGAAAUGGAACGAUCCACCCGGCACUGGCACCAUGCAGAAGUGGGCACACUCGGACCUUCAACGUGUAAAAUUACCAAAGAUUCCAGCAGCCGAAACCGCCGAGAGGGUCGCAGUAGCUCCGGGGCUCUAGACAGAACAAAACCACACGAGACGAG